Sinocyclocheilus rhinocerous is the source of this 1283-nucleotide messenger RNA. Its product is annotated as synaptophysin-like. Gene Ontology annotation, cellular component: synaptic vesicle membrane; presynaptic active zone; synaptic vesicle. The record is from RefSeq and is a predicted model, not a curated record. NCBI's taxonomy places the organism in Eukaryota, Metazoa, Chordata, Actinopteri, Cypriniformes, Cyprinidae. The transcript has 8 exons. Bases 20 to 910 code for a protein of 296 amino acids.
UCAGCGAAAGGCGGUCGAGAUGGAUGUUGUCAAACAGCUGGUCUCCACUGGGCAGUUCACAGUCAUCAAACAGCCAUUAGGGUUCAUUAAAAUCUUACAAUGGUUCUUUGCCAUCUUUGCGUUCUCCACCUGCGGCGGUUACUCUGGACUGUUUCGUAUGAGCGUGGAGUGUCAGAACCGCUCAGAGAGUGACCUGAGCAUUGAGGUUGAGUUUGGCUACCCGUUCAGACUGCACCAGGUAUGGUUUGAUGCUCCUACGUGUAAAGGGCCGGAGCCUGAACGUCUGUUUCUGGUGGGAAACAACUCUUCCUCUGCUGAGUUCUUUGUCACCAUCGGUGUCUUUUCCUUCCUUUAUUCAAUGGCAGCCAUUUCUGUGUACAUCUUCCUCCUGGAGAAAUACCGCGAGGGAAACAGAGGAGCUCAGGCUGAUUUUGUGGUGACAGCUAUUUUUACCUUUAUGUGGUUGGUGAGUUCAUCGGCGUGGGCCAAAGGUCUCUCGGAUGUGAAGAGGGCCACUGACCCUGAUGAGGUCAUUAACCUCAUCCCUGCGUGUGACCGCGAGGAAAACCGCUGCAAAGAAAUCUAUGAGCCCGUGAUGUCCGGCCUAAACACUUCUGUGGCGUUUGGCUUCUGUAAUGUGGUGCUGUGGGCAGGGAACCUGUGGUUCGUCUUCAAGGAAACCGGUUGGCUUGCAUCCUUUGCUGGCACUUACAUGCCGUCAGGAGAGAAGCAGCCAGCACCAGACUCCAUCGGCCAGGGCUAUGGGCAAGAAGGUUAUGGCCAGGAACCUUACGCCAGCUCUCAGGGCGGGUACCAGCCCGACUACGGCCAGCAGGGCGGUGGAUAUGAAGGCGGAGGCUAUAAUCAGUAUGGUCAGGGUGAGCCCACCUCCUUCUCCAAUGAGAUGUGAGCUCCAGCUCUGCACUGAUCACAGCACAGCAUGGGUCAUGUGAUCAGCAUGCAUGGAAACUACUAGCUACUGUAUGUUUCCUCUCUCUUCAGUCUUUCUGUAUGAGCAAAUGGGUUUAAAGGGAAGGGGUGGGUGAGGGCUAAAGCACAUUGAAGAAAUCUUAGCAGGGUUGUUACUAAAUUAUAGCUAAAGGAAAAUGCUUUGGACCCAGGAGGAGGUGAGACCCUCGUUUCAACAUGAAGUCUAUCACAUCAAAUCCAGCGGGAGAUUAUCCAUCCUAUUAUGAUAAGCAAAAACUUGAAUAUGCUACCAAAAAAAAAAUGAAUGAAACCUAUGUUACAUACGGGGAGCCGUUUGAAUGAAUUAUAUAUGA